CCGCCCGGACCAUGGAAGCGGUGACGGUGGCCGCGGCUCUGGGGUUCUUGCUCCUGGCCGGGGCCGGGCGUUCGGCCGGCGACGAGGCUGGGGAGGCGGCGGCCGUGCGGGCGCUCGUGGCCCGGCUGCUGGGGUCCGAGCGGGCGGCCGACUUCUCGGUGUCGGUGGAGCGCGCCCUGGCGGCCGAGUCCGGCUUGGACACGUACCGCCUGAGCGGCGGCGGCGAGGCGCGAGUGUGGGUGCGCGGCUCCACGGGCGUGGCGGCUGCCGCGGGGCUGCACCGCUACCUGCGCGACUUCUGCGGCUGCCAGGUGGCCUGGUCGGGCUCCCAGCUGCGCCUCCCGCGGCCACUGCCCGCAGUACCCACGGAGCUGACCGAGGCCACGCCCAACAGGUACCGCUAUUACCAGAAUGUGUGCACGCAAAGCUACUCCUUCGUGUGGUGGGACUGGGCCCGCUGGGAGCGAGAGAUCGACUGGAUGGCACUGAAUGGCAUCAACCUGGCGCUGGCCUGGAGUGGCCAGGAGGCCAUCUGGCAGCGGGUAUACCUGGCCUUGGGCCUGACCCAGUCAGAGAUUGAUGAGUACUUCACUGGUCCUGCCUUCCUGGCCUGGGAGCGCAUGGGCAACCUGCAUACCUGGGGUGGCCCCUUGCCCCACUUCUGGCAUCUCAAGCAGCUUUACCUGCAGCAUCGGAUCCUGGACCGGAUGCGCUCGUUCGGCAUGAUCCCAGUGUUACCUGCGUUUGCAGGGCAUGUCCCCAAGGCUAUCACCAGGGUGUUCCCUCAGGUCAGUGUCACUCAGAUGGGCAAUUGGGGACACUUCAACUGCUCCUAUUCCUGCUCCUUCCUUCUGGAUCCGGGAGACCCCAUAUUCCCCCUCAUCGGGAGCCUCUUCCUACGGGAACUGACCAAGGAGUUUGGCACGGACCACAUCUAUGGGGCCGACACUUUCAAUGAGAUGCAACCCCCCUCUUCAGACCCCUCUUACCUUGCCGCAGCCACCGCUGCCGUCUAUGAGGCCAUGAUCGCAGUGGACCCCGAUGCUGUGUGGCUGCUCCAAGGCUGGCUCUUUCAGCACCAGCCCCAAUUCUGGGAGCCUGCCCAGGUUGGGGCUGUACUGGGGGCCGUGCCCCGUGGCCGUCUCCUGGUUCUGGACCUGUUUGCUGAGAGCCAGCCUGUGUACACCCGCACAGCCUCCUUCCAGGGCCAGCCCUUCAUCUGGUGCAUGCUGCAUAACUUUGGGGGCAAUCAUGGCCUGUUCGGAGCCCUGGAGGCUGUGAACCGAGGUCCCAAGGCUGCCCGCCUCUUCCCCAACUCCACCAUGGUAGGCACAGGUAUGGCCCCUGAGGGCAUUGGCCAGAAUGAAAUGGUCUAUGCCCUCAUGGCUGAGCUGGGCUGGCGGAAGGACUCAGUACCAGAUUUGGCAGCCUGGGUGACCAGCUUUGCUGACCGGCGGUACGGGGUCUCCCACGGGGAUGCGGAGGCAGCGUGGAGGCUACUGCUCAGGAGUGUCUACAACUGCUCAGGUGAGGCCUGCAGUGGGCACAAUCACAGCCCGCUGGUCAAGCGGCCAUCCCUGCAGAUGAACACCACUGUCUGGUACAACCGAUCGGAUGUGUUUGAGGCCUGGCGGCUGCUGCUAACAGCUGCUCCCACCCUGGCCACCAGCCCGGCCUUCCGCUAUGACCUGCUGGACAUCACUCGCCAGGCAGUCCAGGAGCUAGUCAGCUUGUACUACGAGGAGGCGAGGACCGCCUACCUGAACAAGGAUCUGGUGUCCCUGCUGAGGGCUGGAGGCAUCGUGGCUUAUGAGCUUCUGCCUGCACUAGACGAGGUACUGGCUAGUGACAGCCGCUUCUUGCUGGGUAGCUGGCUGGAGCAGGCCCGGACAGUGGCAGUCAGUGAGGCCGAGGCCCAUUUCUAUGAGCUGAACAGCCGCUACCAGCUGACUUUGUGGGGACCAGUGGGCAACAUCCUAGACUAUGCCAACAAGCAGCUGGCGGGCCUGGUGGCUGACUACUACACCCCCCGCUGGCGGCUCUUCAUGGAGGCACUAGUCAACAGCUUGGCCCAGGGCAUACCUUUCCAACAGCACAAGUUUGAGGAGAAUGUCUUCCAGCUGGAGCAGGCCUUUGUCCUCAGCACACGGAGAUAUCCCAGCCAGCCACAAGGCGACACUGUAGACCUGGCCAAGAGGAUGUUCCUCAAAUAUUACCCCCGGUGGGCAGCUGGCUCUUUAUGACAGAUUAACCACUCUUGGACUCUUGUGCUCCCCAAACUCCAGGCCAGGGCAGGUUCCUGGGGUCUGGAGCUGGACAAGCAUCAAAGGAUAUCCCCAGGCCUGGGAGAAAGACCCAAGGCCUGCUGGUGGGGUCGGGUACAGGGGGCUAGGAGGGGGGUGAGCUGCCCUUCACCACCACCCCAACUUUGGGAUUAAAGUACUGUUUCCUGUCAAUUCAACUAAAUGUGAGUCAGCCUGGGUCUGUCAGAAUGAGGUCACUGUUACAGUGCCUGGAGGACUCAGAGCUACAGCAUGGACCCGGGUAUGGGGCCAGUUCUCUCCACUCCUUGCUUUGGCUUCCCCAUUUUCAAUACUAACCCCUGACUUUUGAACUGAGAAUGCCCUACCACAGCAUUUUCUUUCACACCCUAAGUGGCAAACUUUGGUAAUUAUUAUUGCCCCUGUGAGACAGAGGCAUGCUCUGGGGAAAGACCUGCCCUGGGUGCCACUCAGUGCCCACAUGGGAACCCUCCCCCCUCCCUCUGACCAGCAACUGGGACAGCUUGGUGUUCCGAGCAGUGGCCUCAUCUCUG
This is a messenger RNA of Cynocephalus volans (Philippine flying lemur), 2815 nucleotides long. It is a transcript of the gene NAGLU, whose product is annotated as N-acetyl-alpha-glucosaminidase. The transcript has 6 exons. The coding region runs from base 12 to 2243 and encodes 743 amino acids. The record is from RefSeq and is a predicted model, not a curated record. NCBI's taxonomy places the organism in Eukaryota, Metazoa, Chordata, Mammalia, Dermoptera, Cynocephalidae.